Molecule: messenger RNA, 1302 nt
Organism: Saxophila tyrrhenica
Lineage: Eukaryota; Fungi; Ascomycota; Dothideomycetes; Mycosphaerellales; Extremaceae
Gene: CWC2
Product: Pre-mRNA-splicing factor
Exons: 1
Coding region: 1-1302 (433 amino acids)
Cellular component (GO): Prp19 complex; U2-type catalytic step 1 spliceosome; U2-type catalytic step 2 spliceosome
Molecular function (GO): metal ion binding; U6 snRNA binding; pre-mRNA binding
Source: RefSeq, a predicted model, not a curated record
AUGGCCGACGUCGAAGUGGCCCAAGGAGAGGACGCGCCGAUACUUGGCUUCGAAGACACGACCCUCCCUUCCGCCGGCGACGGCGCCCUCACCACCACCAACGCUUCCACCGAUGUUGCGACACGAUCCGAUGGGACAGUGCAGAAAGUGAAGAAGACAAAGAUUAUCAAGCGAAAGCGACGACCUGCGCGACCUCAACAAGACCCUGCAACCUUCAAAACCGAGCCACCCCCGCAGACGGGCACCAUCUUCAAUAUCUGGUACAACAAGUGGUCUGGCGGCGAUCGCGAAGAUGCUUUCAGCAGCAAGCGUCAAGCGAAAGGUCGGUGCAACGUUGCUCUAGACUCUGGGUAUACGCGCGCGGACAAGGUUCCUGGGUCAUACUUCUGCCUCUUCUUUGCUCGUGGUCUGUGUCCGAAGGGCAGCGAGUGCGAGUACCUACAUCGGCUGCCGAAUAGUCGGAUGGGAAAGGAUGGCGAAGGAGGGCUCGGAGACAUGUUUCCAAGUAACGUGGAUUGCUUCGGUCGCGACAAAUUCUCCGAUUACCGAGACGACAUGGGCGGUGUUGGGAGCUUCAUGCGCGUGAACCGCACGCUCUACGUUGGACGGAUACAUGUGACGGAUGAUAUUGAAGAGGUGGUGGCCAGGCACUUUCAAGAGUGGGGACAGGUUGAGCGCAUUCGGGUUCUGCCUUCACGCGGAGUGGCUUUUGUGACCUACACAUAUCUGGCGAACUCGGAAUUCGCGAAAGAGGCCAUGGCGCAUCAGACUCUCGAUCAUGACGAAACCCUCAACGUGCGCUGGGCAACCGUGGAUCCAAAUCCCGUGGCGCAGAAGCGAGAAGCGAGACGGGUCGAAGAGCAGGCUGCUGAAGCCAUCAGGAGGGCGCUACCGGCAAGCUACGUCGCAGAGCUGGAAGGCAGGAGAUACGAGGGCGCUGAGCCAGAGGAAGAGCGGAAGAGGCGGAAGAUUGAGGGCAGCUUUGGGCUCCAAGGCUACGAGGCUCCUGAUGAUGUGUGGUAUGCGGCGGAGAAAUCACGACUACAAGGUGGAGAGGAGCGCAAAUUGCUGGAGCCCGGCGCCGAAGACGGUGGCGACGUCGGUGGUGAUGAGGACGAAGCGCCGUUGCGGGCCGAAGACUUCCAACAGCAGCAGGCCUCAAGUGGACUGCUGGGCGCGUCGACGCUGGCGGCAUUGCAAGGCUUCAAGGCUGGACCUAGCUCUGGCCAGAAUCGACCUCCAGACAAAGCAUCUGCUGGAGGCCCACUGGUAGGAUAUGGUAGCGACAGUGACGAGGAGUGA